Hibiscus syriacus is the source of this 699-nucleotide messenger RNA. RefSeq lists its product as uncharacterized. NCBI's taxonomy places the organism in Eukaryota, Viridiplantae, Streptophyta, Magnoliopsida, Malvales, Malvaceae. The transcript has 4 exons. The record is from RefSeq and is a predicted model, not a curated record. Bases 109 to 699 code for a protein of 196 amino acids.
UAACUCGUUGCAAAAUAUCUUUUCUUCCACAAGAUUCCAUUUUCUCUUGUUCAUCACCGCCCUCUUAGCUAAUUCUGCCUAGUCUCUGAGUUGGAAUCGCGGGCGGAUAUGGCGAUAUCUGAUGCGGUGAUUGGGAAUUUGAUGAUCAUAUACGUGGCGGUGAUAGCGGGGAUAAAGGCGUUUGGUUUAGUGUGCGGACGGAGCUUCGGUGGUGGGUUUGUGCUGAUAGCGUCGAGCACAGUGGUGGGUUUGAUCUUGGUCGGGACCCUGACGUGGGACGUCAGUCGUAAAGCCACGUACGCCAUUUCCGGCAGUGAUCAUCAAGAUGCCGGUUCGGUUCAAGUGCAGGAGAUCUGUAAGGGUGGAAUAUGCUGGCACGGCGUGGCUGUUCGGUCCCCUGCUUCUCAGGUCCGGUUCAGGCUCCCCUCAACAAAUUCCACGAGGUCUUUAGUAAAAAUAAUAAUGUCUGAUCGUGAGAGUUCACGCAGUGAAAAGAGAAGUAAUAGACCUGAGGGUAGUAGCCAUUCACCUGCCAUGGCCAGGUAUGGUGAAGAGCGAACACCUCCAGUAGUACAAUUAAGUCGUUUUGCUGCUGAGUUUAUUCCGACUGAGAAAGAUGUAUGUGACUGGUUUGUGGAGGAUUUACGCCAGAGAGUUGUUGAUAGCCUUGAAUUUGUCAUCGUUUCAAGAAGUGGUUAA